AUGAACGACGUCCAAGCAACCACCGACCGCAUCCUCAACACGCCGCUCCCGCUCGCUUAUGCUAUUGCCAUCUCGCAGCUGACAUGGGUGUACAUCCUCAUCCUGCCCUCCCAGCUGUACGACACGCUGGGGCUCGUUGCGAUUCCCGGGACUUUGUUCGCCGCCUACAUCAUCCUAGGCUUCGCCUACAUAGGCCAAGAGAUCGAGAACUCCUUCGGCCACGACGUCAACGACCUGCCGCUCGACGACUUCUGCAACCAGCUGGCGGCCGACAUCGACACCAUCACCACCUCCUCCCCCACCAACGGCGCGCAAACUUUUGUCCAGAGUGCUGCGAAUUGCGUCUUGUACCCGGCUUUGCGCUACGGGUACGACGUCUGGGCCGAUAGUGACGUUAGUGUUGAGGAGAUCCGGGCGGCGCUGAGGAGGAGGGCGCUGGUUCGUAUGGAGAUGGUGAAGCCGCGGUUGAGGAGGCGGAGGGGAAGAGAAGGAACGGACGGGGAUGGAGAGGGCGAAGGGGAAGGGCUUGGAGUUGGGGGGAGGUAUGAGAAGGUUAGGGCGACGGGGGUGGAGUCGGUGUGA
Molecule: messenger RNA, 582 nt
Organism: Anthostomella pinea
Lineage: Eukaryota; Fungi; Ascomycota; Sordariomycetes; Xylariales; Xylariaceae
Source: the annotation of a GenBank genome assembly